Beta vulgaris subsp. vulgaris (sugar beet) is the source of this 1551-nucleotide messenger RNA. RefSeq names its product eukaryotic initiation factor 4A-3. Gene Ontology annotation, molecular function: mRNA binding; RNA helicase activity; ATP binding. The transcript has 8 exons. The record is from RefSeq and is a predicted model, not a curated record. Gene Ontology annotation, cellular component: nucleolus; catalytic step 2 spliceosome. Lineage: Eukaryota; Viridiplantae; Streptophyta; Magnoliopsida; Caryophyllales; Amaranthaceae. Bases 121 to 1344 code for a protein of 407 amino acids.
AUCAUAGUCCCCUUCUCCGUCACAAUCUCGAAGAAGACCAAUACACAAACACAACCAAAAAAAGAAAAACCAACACAGCAGCAAAACUCAAAACCUUGAGAAACGAAAAAAGCUGCAACAAUGGCGUCAGGUUCAGUAAUACCGGCGAAUAGAGCAAGAAGAAACCACACCGACGAUGAAAAACUUCAAUUCGAAGCAACAGAAGGAAUCGAACCUAUAACGAGCUUCGAUAGGAUGGGAAUUAAAGACGACCUUUUACGCGGGAUCUACGCUUACGGUUUCGAAAAACCUUCUGCAAUUCAACAGCGUGCUGUUAUGCCUAUUAUUCAAGGUCGCGAUGUUAUUGCUCAAGCUCAGUCUGGUACUGGCAAAACUUCCAUGAUUUCUCUUGCUGUUUGUCAGAUGGUCGAUACUUCUACCAGAGAGGUCCAAGCAUUAAUCGUGUCGCCUACUCGAGAGCUGGCUUCUCAAACAGAGAAAGUAAUAAUGGCCAUCGGUUUGCACAUGAAUAUACAAGCUCAUGCAUGCAUUGGAGGGAAAAGUGUGGGUGAGGAUAUCAGGAAGUUGGAGUAUGGGGUUCAUGUUGUUUCAGGAACACCAGGUAGAGUUUGUGAUAUGAUCAAGAGGAGAACACUGAGAACCCGGAACAUCAAACUGUUAAUUCUUGAUGAGUCUGAUGAGAUGUUGAGCAGAGGUUUCAAGGACCAAAUUUAUGAUGUCUAUCGUUACCUUCCACCGGAGCUUCAGGUUGUGCUGAUCUCUGCCACCCUUCCCAAUGAAAUCCUGGAGAUCACCAACAAAUUUAUGACAGAUCCUGUUAAAAUCCUUGUAAAACGUGAUGAAUUGACUUUAGAGGGCAUCAAGCAAUUCUUCGUUGCGGUUGAGCAGGAAGAUUGGAAGUUUGAUACCCUUUGUGAUCUCUAUGAUACUCUCACAAUUACUCAAGCUGUUAUCUUUUGCAACACUAAGCGCAAGGUGGAUUGGCUGACUGAGAAGAUGCGCAACAACAACUUUACUGUUUCAUCAAUGCAUGGUGAUAUGCCCCAGAAAGAGCGAGAUGCUAUAAUGAAGGAGUUUCGUGAUGGUGAUACUCGUGUUCUGAUCACAACAGAUGUUUGGGCUCGUGGGAUUGAUGUCCAACAGGUUUCAUUGGUGAUCAAUUAUGAUUUACCCAAUAACCGUGAACUGUAUAUUCAUAGGAUUGGUCGCUCUGGUCGUUUUGGACGUAAGGGUGUUGCUAUAAACUUUGUCAAGAAAGACGACAUCAGGAUUCUAAGAGAUAUCGAGCAAUAUUACAGUACCCAAAUCGACGAAAUGCCGAUGAAUGUGGCUGAUUUGAUAUGAGGUCCACCAAAUUGUGCAUAAGCAAUAUCAAAAAAGUGUGCCAUGAUGUGUCUUAUUUCUUAUGCCUGGCCAAAUCGGGUGUGUGUGAGCGUGGCUAUGAGUUGCUGUGGUGUGGAUUGACAGAUUUUUAGUUUUUCCUUUUCCUGUAAUGAUUUGCUUACGCUAUUCUUGCACUUUUUUGAUAUGUUGAUUUUCUGCUUUUGCUCC